This is a messenger RNA of Chrysemys picta bellii (western painted turtle), 981 nucleotides long. RefSeq names its product peptidylprolyl isomerase B (gene PPIB). Gene Ontology annotation, molecular function: peptidyl-prolyl cis-trans isomerase activity. The record is from RefSeq and is a predicted model, not a curated record. Gene Ontology annotation, biological process: protein peptidyl-prolyl isomerization; protein folding. NCBI's taxonomy places the organism in Eukaryota, Metazoa, Chordata, Testudines, Emydidae.
UGGGCGGGGCUGGCGGUGCGGCGCUCGCGGGUCCCGGAUGCUGGUGGCGCGGCGGGCGCUGUGGCCGGGCUGCGAGCGCAGAAGGAUGAAGUUGCUGGUGGCCGCGGCGCUGUUGGGCGGGUCGCUGCUGGUGCUGCUGCUGCCGGCCGCCUCGCGGGCCGAGGAGCGCAAGAAGGGGCCCAAAGUCACCGCCAAGGUGUAUUUUGAUCUGCGGAUCGGGGACGAAGAUGUUGGCCGGGUCGUGUUUGGCCUUUUUGGGAAGACCGUCCCAAAGACUGUGGAGAACUUCGUUGCUUUGGCCACAGGAGAGAAAGGGUUUGGGUUCAAGGGCAGCAAGUUCCACCGUGUGAUCAAGGACUUCAUGAUCCAGGGAGGAGAUUUCACCCGCGGAGAUGGCACCGGAGGCAAGAGUAUCUAUGGUGACCGUUUCCCUGAUGAGAACUUCAAGCUGAAGCACUAUGGACCUGGCUGGGUUAGCAUGGCCAAUGCUGGCAAGGACACCAACGGCUCCCAGUUCUUCAUCACCACAGUCAAGACUCCCUGGCUGGAUGGCAAACAUGUUGUGUUUGGCAAAAUCCUGGAAGGGAUGGUGUCCCCUAGGAUGUGGUGAGGAAGGUGGAGAACACCAAGACGGACAGUCGGGACAAGCCCCUGAAGGAUGUCACCAUUGCUGACUGUGGCACCAUCGAGGUGGAGAAACCAUUUGCCAUUGCCAAAGAGUAAACCAUCCUGCCCCAGCACCAGGGCAGGGCCAUGCAGCCAGAGCUGGCCUGUGAAGGGCUGUGAUGCUCCACAGGGCCCCUCGGCUCUAGCUACCUUCUGGGUGAGCAGCAGCUGUACCCUGCCACCAACCUCCUGCCCGGCCUCUCCUCCCAUUCUCUGUGACCUAACACAUUCUGUCUGGCCAGCAGAGGGGGUGUGGGUCCAUCACUUUUGUAAGAAGCACAUGCACCAAUAAAUGUGAUCAGUGUGUUUUUUAUA